UUGCAUCCCUAAGGUGGCGCUUGAGUCCAAAGGGCCAAAGGCACACACUCAGCGCGCUCUCCCCUCUCUCCAAAGUCCAAAACCUUUGUAAAACCCUACUCUACAUUUCAAUUCUGAAAAAUGAGGUUAAGAAACUCGUCCUCAUCAUCAUCAUCAUCAUCCCACGGUAGAAAAUCAUUUACAUCACCCAGAAUUGUACGUUUCUCAGUCACUGACGCAAACGCUACCGAUUCUUCUUCGGAUGAUGAUGGUGGAGGUGAUGAUUACAAAGUAAGAGGCAGUAAAAGGUAUAUUACUGAAAUCUCCAUUCCUCCUCCUCCUCCUCCUCCUUUUACUGCUGCUGCUGCUGUCGCCGUUACUACUAACGGUAACAGAAAGGUAAAAAAGAAGAAUUCCCCGAAGAAAUCAUCAAAAAAAUAUAUUGGUGUCAGACAAAGACCAUGGGGAAACUGGUGUGCGGAGAUUCGAGAUAGACAUAGAAGUUUACGGUUAUGGUUAGGUACAUUCAAGACAGCUGAAGAAGCUGCAUUGGCUUAUGAUAGGGAAGCUAUUAGGUUAAGAGGUCCAAAAGCAAUUACAAAUUUUGAUUAUACACAGCCAGAAUCACAAGUGCCGCUGGUUGCCGGACCUCCUAGCCGGGCUAGUAAAGGUACAUUUCCAAGCCAUGGAGAGUGUGAUACUCAGGAGAAUUUGUCCAGGGAGAAAUCGACAAAUUCAGAAGCUGAUCCAUUGUCAGAAAUCUUAUCUCCAUCUGAGUUUGGCUCUUCAGAUAGACCAUUUUACAGAAUGGAUGAAGUGAGGCUUCUGGAUACUCGUUCUACUGAGUCUUCUAAGAUGCCACCGGAAGUGUCUUGUUUGCAGAAGCUGCCUUCAGAAAUGACUUGCGCUCCAAAGAUUCCUCAAGUUGCAACCUAUACACGUAAGCCCAUUUCUCCUAAAAUGAUGCCACUAGCUUUAUACUACGAUUGCGAACAAACUACAUGCUGCCAAGAAACAGGAACUAAAAGAAGAAGCCUUGCUUCUACUGCUAUUGGUGUUAUGUCUAGCCGUAACCAAACACUAAAAAAGAAAAGAUAUUGUAGAAAUAAUAAGAAAUCAGCAAACGCAAAUCCCAAUCUGAUUGUUAAUGGUGGUUAUGGUAAGAAGUAUCAUGGAGUUGAGCAAAGAUCAAGGGGUGAAUUGGCUACUGAGAUUCGACAGCCAAACCGCAGUGAAAAGUUACUGUUACGUAAAUUUGAUACGGCUGAAGAAGCUGCAAUGCUUUAUGAUAGAGAAGUUAUACCAUGUUUUGGUAUAAAACUAGAACCAGAAGUGCUGUUUCCUGAGCGUCCUCCCGGGAUUAAUAGCAGAGAUGUAUUUGCAAGCUACAGAGAUUGCGAUUCUCAGGAGAAGUUGGCCAAGGAGAAAUGGACAAAUUCAGAAGCUGAUCCGUUGUCAGAAAUCUUAUCUCCACCUGAGUUUGUCACUUCAGAUGGACCAUUUUGCAGAAUGGAUGAGGUGAGGCUUCUGGAUACUCGUUCUACUGAGUCUUCUAAGAUGCCACUUGAAGUGACUUGUUUGCAGAAGCUGCUACCAGUUGCAGCAUGUACUCCUGAGCUGCCACCAGAUAUGACUUAUGCUCCAAAGAUUCCUCAAGUUGCACCUCAUACUUCUAAGCCCAUUUCUCCUAAAAUGAUGCCAUUUCUCCAAAGAUUCCUCAAGAUUCCUCAAGUUGCAACUACAUGCUGCCAAGAAACAGGAACUAAAAGAAGAACCCUUGCUUCUACUGCUGUCGGUGUUAUGUCUAGCUGUAACCAAACACUAAACAAGGAAAGAUGUUGUAUAAAUAAUAAGAAAUCAGCAAACACAAAUCCCAAUCUGGUUGUUAAUGGUGGCUAUGGUAAGAAAUAUGGAGUUGAGCAAAGAUCAAGGGGUGAAUUGGCCACUGAGAUUCGACAGCCAAACCGCGGUGAAAAGUUACUGUUAGGUACAUUCGAUACGGCUGAAGAAGCUGCAAUGAUUUAUGAUAGAGAGGUUAUACCAUGUUUUGGUAUAAAACUAGAACCAGAAGUGCUGUUUACUGAGAGUCCUCCCCGGGGUAAUGGCAGAGAUGUAUUUGCAAGCUACAGAAAUUGCAAUUCUCAGGAAAGUUUGGCCAACAUCAAGGAGACUGGGAUGAAAUCAGAAACUGAUAUAUGGUCAGAGAUCUCAAUUGUGCCUGAGUUUGUCUAUUCAAAUGGAUCGUGUUUCAGAGUCGAAGAAAUGAAUACUUCAUCAGUUUCCAAUUCUCCUACGAUGUACUCAGCUUCAAACUACAACUAUGGACAAGCUACAUGCUCCCAAGAAGAAUCAGUCAGCAAAGUCUCUGAAUACUUCCGUGGAUCCUUGCCUGCCAGCUUUGCUGCACAAUUACCUAUACAUCCGUCUGAGGUCGAAAUAGGGAAAAAACUACCUGUCCGUAGGAAACCAUUAUCAAGUGUCAAAUCAUGAGAAUGCUGAGAUAAGUAAAGCAAGUUAUAUCGGUGGCAAAGGAGGUGAUUUGGUGCUAUGACCAAUUGCAGUUUCUUAGAUGAUCAGUAGUUUCUCUUUGGCUCAUUCCAUGACAUGUUGCUGAAAAUGUAAAUAACACUACCAGCUCAGUUUUUUUUUUGUCUAAUCUUUUCUUAGCUCUAGUUUUAAUAUAAUUGAUAGACCAGAUUGACAAGUAUCUAAUGCACAGUCACAAGAUACAGCACUUGUAUAGUUUUUACAUUCGGAAAUGGAAUAGAAGAGUCAA
Papaver somniferum (opium poppy) is the source of this 2755-nucleotide messenger RNA. RefSeq lists its product as uncharacterized. The transcript has 9 exons. Gene Ontology annotation, biological process: regulation of DNA-templated transcription. Lineage: Eukaryota; Viridiplantae; Streptophyta; Magnoliopsida; Ranunculales; Papaveraceae. The record is from RefSeq and is a predicted model, not a curated record. Bases 121 to 2469 code for a protein of 782 amino acids. Gene Ontology annotation, molecular function: DNA binding; DNA-binding transcription factor activity.